Messenger RNA from Scleropages formosus (Asian bonytongue), 4045 nucleotides. RefSeq names its product ceruloplasmin (gene cp). Bases 336 to 3602 code for a protein of 1088 amino acids. NCBI's taxonomy places the organism in Eukaryota, Metazoa, Chordata, Actinopteri, Osteoglossiformes, Osteoglossidae. Gene Ontology annotation, biological process: iron ion transport. The transcript is spliced from 20 exons. Gene Ontology annotation, molecular function: copper ion binding; oxidoreductase activity. Gene Ontology annotation, cellular component: plasma membrane. The record is from RefSeq and is a predicted model, not a curated record.
GUGAACUACUGACAGCUUAUUGUAGUUUCUUGGGAAAAACGAAUUAUAAAAUUGUUACUUUGUCAGGCUACAAAGAGAGGCUGUUUGCUCUUGGAUAUAGAUACAUUUUUAGGAUCAGAUCAAGCCAGACUAUGAUAGGACGGGAAGCAAACAACAAGUCAUUUGCAGAAAAAGAGUGCAGCAGCUAAUCGGAGGAGACUUUUGACCGUGAUGAUAGUCUGCUUGGGACACACGCGACACAUCUCUGCAGCUAUUGGCUCACCUAGAUGUAUCACCCACCUCUUUCGGAUAUAAAGGUCCCGUAGUGAGCAGAGAUAUCUGCCUGCAAGAGCAAAAUGAAGAUCUUAAAGGAUAUUCUGGUUCUCCUGGCAUUUUUUGUGGGAACUGUAUCCUGUAGCACCAGGGAGUAUUUCAUAGGGAUCAAGGAAAUCCAAUGGGAUUAUGCUCCUAGUGGAAAAAACUUAAUUUUGAACAAAACUGUGGUGGAGGAUGAGAAUGCAGCUGAGUUCCUGGCGCAAGGAGAGAAUCGCAUCGGCCGGGUUUACAAGAAGGCGGUGUACUUCCAGUACACUGAUGGCUCCUUCAAGCAGGAGUUGGGGAAGCCUGCUUGGCUCGGCUACCUGGGGCCCAUCAUGUUUGCAGAGGAAGGAGACACGAUCAUUGUGACUCUGAAAAACAUGGCCAGCAGGCCUUACACCCUGCAUGCUCAUGGGGUCAGCUACAACAAGGCCAGUGAAGGUGCCGUGUACCCUGACCACACGGAGGGGAUGGACAAAGCUGAUGACCACGUGGGUCCUGGGCAGAGCUUCAGGUACGUCUGGAACCUGACGACAGACCACGCUCCCACAAAAGAUGACACCAACUGCCUGACUCGGGUGUACCAUUCACAUAUCAAUGCUCCCAAAGACAUCGCCUCGGGCCUGAUUGGCCCCCUCAUCAUCUGCAAAAAAGACACCUUGGAUGUCCAUGGAGACCAGACUUCAGACGACAUCUUUGCACUGAUGUUCACAAUCUCUGACGAGAACCUGAGCUGGUAUUUGGAUGACAACAUCAACACGUACUGCACAGCCCCCAGCAAGGUGGACAAGGAGGACCAGGCUUUCCAGGACAGCAAUAAGAUGUACUCCAUCAAUGGUUACGUGUAUGGAAAUUUGCCUGGACUGAGCUUGUGUGUCGGCCACAAAACCCACUGGCACCUAUUUGGCAUGGGCAAUGAAGCCGACGUCCACUCGGCGUUCUUCCACGGUCAGAUCCUGACAGAGAGGAAGCACCACGUGGAUACCGUCAGCCUCUUCCCGGCCUCCUUUGUCAAUGCAGAAAUGGAGCCAGUCAAUCCUGGCCGCUGGCUCCUCAGCUGUCAGAUCAAUGACCACCUUGGAGCUGGGAUGGAGGCCUUUUUUGAAGUAAAGAAUUGUUUUCCUGAUGUUCACAAGCCUAAACCGCAUGGCAAUGUCAGACAGUACUACAUUGCUGCAGAAGAAGUAAUUUGGGACUAUGGACCCACAAAGAUAAACCAGUUCACAGGAAACCCUUUGAAAUCAGACAAGGAUUCAGAAACAUUCUUUGAAGAGGGUGACAAGAGGAUUGGAGGGAGGUACAAAAAGGCAAUAUAUGUUGAGUAUACCGAUGAUACCUUCACCAAGCACAAGGAAAGGACACCAGAGGAGGAGCACCUAGGGAUUUUGGGUCCUGUGAUCAGAGCAGAAGUUGAGGACACUAUCAAGGUGACAUUCCGGAAUAAAGCUACGCGGCCAUACAGCAUUCAGCCCCAUGGUGUGCAGUACAGCAUAGACCAGGAGGGAACCCUUUACAACUCUGUUAUUGAAGAAACUUCUAGGUCAAAAAUUCUACUCCAAAGGAUCAAAGGAUCAACUCCAGUGACUCCACCGCCUGCAUCCUAUGUGCUCCCUGGCUCAACCCACACCUAUGUAUGGAUGGUGCCAAGUGAAGGUGGCCCUGUUGAGGGAGAUGCAGAGUGCAUAACCCAGCUCUAUUACUCAGCCGUGGACUCAAUCAAAGAUACUAGCAGCGGAUUAGUUGGACCCUUGCUCAUCUGUAAGCGCAAAACCCUAAAAGAUGGAAAACAGAAAAAUGUUGAUAAGGAAUUACAUCUCCUGGCUACUGUAUUUGAUGAGAAUCUCAGCUGGUAUCUGGACGACAACAUCAAGCAAUUUGCAAAAUCCCCCAAAAUGGUCAAUAAGGAUGAUGAAGACUUUCAGGAGUCAAACAAGAUGCACUCAAUUAAUGGGUACAUGUACGGCAACCUGAAAGGACUGAACAUGUGCAAAGGAGAUACAGUGUCCUGGCAUCUCUCUGGCUUGGGCUCAGAGGUCGAUAUCCAUGGCAUGUAUUUCCAAGGCAACAGAUUCACCAUCCAGGGGACCAGGAGAGAUGCAGUGAACCUGUUUCCUCACAUUUCCCAUACAGUUAUCAUGAAUCCAGACAGCAUUGGAACAUUUGGGGUGGUGUGCAGGACCACUGAUCACUUCCAGGGAGGAAUGAAGGCCAACUACACAGUGGAUAAAUGCCGCUUUUGGGACCUCAAGCCCGACAUAUAUCUUCACCAUAAGACAUACUACAUAGCUGCCACAGAGAUCGAGUGGGAUUACUCACCCAACCGCAUGUGGGAACACAAGAUGCACGGCACAGACAGCCCAGGAAACACUUUCAUAGAAAAAGAGGAUAAAUUCAUUGGCUCUAAGUAUAAGAAAGUGGUGUACAGGGAGUACACAGACAAAACUUUUACUCGGGAAAAAGAAAGGUUACCACAAGAGGAGCAUUUGGAGAUACUAGGGCCCAUAAUUCAUGCUGAAACUGGCGACAAAGUAAAUAUUGUUUUCAAAAACAUGGCAUCAAGACCAUACUCUAUACACGCACAUGGAGUGAAAACAGAGACUGCCGAAAUUCAGCCAACACCACCAGGUGAAACACACACAUAUACUUGGUAUGUUCCCAAAUCUGCUGGGCCAGGUCCAAAUGAAGAGGAAUGUCUCGUUGGGGCAUAUUUCUCCACAGUGGAUGUCACUAAGGACUUGUACAGUGGUCUGAUUGGACCUCUUGUCAUCUGUGAGCGCAGCCUUUUGAGGAAAAUCGGAUUAAAAGAAGAAAUCAAGGAGUUUGCUCUGCUCUUCAUGGUGUUUGAUGAGAAUGAGUCCUGGUAUCUGGAUGAGAACAUCAAAAAUUAUGUUUCCAAAGGGAGCAAAGUUCAGAAAGAUGAUGAAGAAUUCAUUGAGAGCAACAAAAUGCAUGGGAUCAAUGGGAGAAUUUAUAACAACCUACGCGGGCUCACCAUGGAGGUGGGGGACAAGGUGUACUGGCACCUCAUGGGAAUGGGCAACGAGGUGGACAUGCACACAGCACACUUCCAUGGACACAGCUUUGAGUACAAGCUGAGUGGCACUCAUCGCCAUGACGUGUACGAGCUGUUCCCCGCCACCUUCCAGACUGUGAAGAUGAAAGCACAGUAUCCAGGCACCUGGCUGCUGCACUGCCACGUCACGGAUCACAUCGUGGCUGGCAUGGAGACCACCUACACCGUUUUGGAGAAAAAGGGUUCUGGAGGAAUAAAAGGUUUUUUUCAGGGUCUGUUCAAUAAGAACUAGAUGGAAAUUCAGGAUUCUUGUAAAUUUAAGCUUAUUUUAAGAAACUCUAACUUGCAGUUUUUAAACAACACUAUACAGAAAUAUGCAAAUGAGGUGAUCAAUACUCCUCUUAUUGAGAUAUGCAGUGGCAGUACCUCUAUUUGACCGUGACCCAUCUCUACUAUUAUGUCUGACAUCCUGAUCUGAUGAAGACUGUCACAGGGAGCGACUGUCCCAAUUCCAGCUGAUGCGACUGACUGUCGGUACAUUCAUUCUAGACAAACAGAGGAGAAAAAUGAACCAUCAAUACUGUGGGGCAGGAAGAAAAUACUAUUUGAGGAAACUAAAUCAUGGUAAUACAUCAACUAAUUCCUGAGAACAGCCAUGUCCAAAAAAAAAAAGGGAACGGAACAGUCCAUCAUUGUUCACUAGUUUUAUUCAUAGCUUAGGAAUCCCAGAAAAAA